GAGCAUUUUCUACGUGCUCAGAACGGAGAGAGAAGUUGAUCGCAGCGAUGGCAAGAACCAAGCAGACCGCUCGUAAAUCCACCGGUGGCAAAGCCCCGAGGAAGCAGCUCGCUACUAAAGCCGCCCGGAAGAGCGCCCCAGCCACCGGCGGCGUCAAGAAGCCCCACCGUUACAGGCCCGGGACCGUGGCUCUCCGAGAGAUCCGCCGCUAUCAGAAGUCCACCGAGCUGCUGAUCCGCAAACUGCCUUUCCAGCGUCUGGUGCGAGAGAUCGCUCAGGAUUUCAAGACGGACCUGCGCUUCCAGAGCUCCGCUGUCAUGGCCCUGCAGGAGUCCAGCGAGGCUUAUCUGGUCGGUCUGUUCGAGGACACCAACCUGUGCGCCAUCCACGCCAAGAGAGUCACCAUCAUGCCCAAAGACAUCCAGCUGGCCCGCCGCAUCCGCGGAGAGCGCGCUUAAACCCGCCGCUGACAAACACCCCAAAGGCUCUUUUAAGAGCCACACACACCGCACUGAACGAGACCGUUUCCACUCUAAUGAUGCUUCUAACAAAAAAUAUGUAGUUUCUUGUUACUAU
Molecule: messenger RNA, 576 nt
Organism: Carassius gibelio (silver crucian carp)
Lineage: Eukaryota; Metazoa; Chordata; Actinopteri; Cypriniformes; Cyprinidae
Product: histone H3-like
Exons: 1
Coding region: 48-458 (136 amino acids)
Cellular component (GO): nucleosome
Molecular function (GO): structural constituent of chromatin; DNA binding; protein heterodimerization activity
Source: RefSeq, a predicted model, not a curated record